AUGGCUUCGGGCAGUCGAGUGCCUUAUCGUGAUUUAUAUAAUAAACUCAAUAAUGAUGAUUUGAAUUAUUUGAUUGAACAUUUAAAAUCUUAUUUAUUUGAAGACGUUGAGUUUGAUUUAAAUUUAAUGUAUGAAAAGGCUUAUAAAAUGGUACAUAAUGGACAUUCUGAUUAUUUAUAUGCAAGUAUUCGAUCAUUGCUUGUUGAAUAUAUGGAUAAUUUGGCCAGAAAGCUUGAAGAUUUCAAAACAAAUAAUUUUCUAAUUGCUUUGAAUGAUUUGUGGUUCGAAAUAUUGAAAAAAGCGGAAGUUGUUCGCGAUGUUCUUUUAUAUUCUGAACGUGUAUUUGAAACUUCUGUUACUGGUGGAACAAUUACUCAUUUUAUUUGGAAUAUUUUUUGUGAAACAAUUUUGGAGAAUAAUAAUUUUGAAAAAUAUUUUGAAUUAAAAGAAGAAAAAUGUGAAGAGGUUCAAAAGAAAUGUUCUUUGGCAAAAGAUAUGAAAAUGUUAAAUUUAAUUAAUAUCGAGAAUGAUAUUAAAAGGUAUGUUGUUUUAAAUAAUUUGGUGAUGGAUAUAAUUAGCUUCCAAUAA
Meloidogyne enterolobii is the source of this 588-nucleotide messenger RNA. The record is from the annotation of a GenBank genome assembly. Lineage: Eukaryota; Metazoa; Nematoda; Chromadorea; Rhabditida; Meloidogynidae.